This is a messenger RNA of Lichtheimia ornata, 1161 nucleotides long. RefSeq lists its product as uncharacterized. Gene Ontology annotation, biological process: ubiquitin-dependent protein catabolic process. The record is from RefSeq and is a predicted model, not a curated record. Gene Ontology annotation, molecular function: polyubiquitin modification-dependent protein binding. Gene Ontology annotation, cellular component: cytosol. Bases 1 to 1161 code for a protein of 386 amino acids. Lineage: Eukaryota; Fungi; Mucoromycota; Mucoromycetes; Mucorales; Lichtheimiaceae. The transcript is spliced from 2 exons.
AUGUCAACCAUCAACGUCAAUGUCAAGUCGUCAAGCGACAAGAAAUUCGUGAUUGCGAUUGAGACCACCAAGACUGUCCUUGAUCUGAAGAAUGCCAUUGCUGAGCAAACUGAAGUCCCCGCUGAAAACCAACGCUUGAUCUACUCGGGACGCGUGCUUAAAGACCCUGAGACUUUGGCUGAUUACAAGAUUGCUGAUGGCAAUACGGUGCAUAUGGUAAAGAGCUCUGGACAACGUAGUACCGGCAAUGCAUCCUCCACUCCUAGUGGCACAGCCAAUACGACUUCUACUACUACGCCCAGCACUAACAACAGCACGGCAUCACCACAACAACCACCUAAUCCAUUUGCAGCAUUAGCAGGAGGAAUGGGAAUGGGAGGAUCACCUGGAGCUGGAGCAGCAGCAGCUGGAGGCAAUCCAUUUGGAAUGUUUGGUAGUGGAUAUGGAGCAGGAGCCAUGGGCAACAGUUUUGGUGCACCAGAUCCAACCUUGAUGAACCAAAUGUUACAAAACCCCAUGUUUGCUCAAUACAUGUCAACGGUGCUUCAAAAUCCUGCUGUCCUUGAUACCAUCAUUUCCAGUAGUCCACAAUUAUCUUCCAUGGGCCCCGAGAUUCGAAACAUGAUGCAAUCACCCGAGUUUAGACAAAUGCUCACCAACCCUGAUAUGAUUCGACAAAUGGCUACAAUGGCUUCUGCAAUGCAAGGAAUGGGUGGCGGUGGUAUGGGUAUGGGAAUGGGUUCUCCUCAACAGCAACAACAACAACAACAACCAUCAUCUCCAACCAACAACAACAACACCACUACCACCAAUGAUAAUCCAUCAUCCCAACAACAACAACAACAACCUCCUAUGAAUCCUUUUGCUGCUUUUAUGGGUGCAGCUGCAGGUGCUGGUGGAGCAGGAACAGGAGCACAACAACCACCCGCUAUGGAUCCUCAACUUCAACAACGUAUGGCUGCCAUGUUUGGUCUUCCAGGGAUGGGUGCUACUCCAGCAGCUCCAGCUGAUAAUCGACCACCAGAAGAACGCUUCCAAGUGCAACUACAGCAAUUAAACGAGAUGGGCUUUUGGGAUGCAAACAAAAACAUUCGAGCAUUGCUUGCUACGGGUGGUGAUGUUCAAGCAGCCAUUGAAAUGCUCUUUAGUGGAACCAUGUAG